CCCCACUCACCACAGAAAACCACGCAAUUUAAUUUUACCCCAAAUAUGAACAGCAAUUAGAAUUAAAACUCCACAGCAAACACAGAAACAUCACUCCCUAACAACCACCACAUCAAAUCCUCAUCUUUCACACUCUCUCUCUCAACUCUAUCUUCAGACUUCCAAGAUUUGAGAAUUCAGAAAGCCAUGGCAGUAGCCAACAACAUAACAGCAGUCCUCAACUUCAUAGCCACUCUCUGCUCCAUCCCCAUAAUCGCCGCCGGAAUCUGGCUUGCCUCCAAGCCCGACAACGAGUGCGUCCACCUAUUUCGGUGGCCGGUCGUCGUCCUUGGGAUCCUAAUUCUCGUUGUCUCCCUCACUGGCUUCGCUGGCGCUUACUGGUACAAAGAGACUCUCCUCGCCGUCUACCUCUGCCUCAUGGCUAUCCUAAUCGUUCUCCUCCUCAGUCUCCUCAUCUUCGCUUUCGUCGUGACCCGACCCGACGGGAGUUAUUCGGUACCAGGAAAGGCGUAUAAGGAGUAUAGACUGGAUGGAUUCUCGGACUGGCUUAGAAACCACGUUGUGAAUAGCAAGAAUUGGGAUAAAAUCAGACCCUGCCUUGCUGAAUCUGAUACUUGCUCCAAAUUGGCUCAGGAUUACUUCACUGUUGACCAAUUAUUUUCCUCUAACAUCUCUCCUUUGCAGUCGGGAUGUUGCAAGCCACCAACUGCUUGUGGGUACAGCUAUGUGAACCCAACAUUGUGGAUAAACCCCACAUCCCCAACAGCAGACCCAGAUUGCUUUUUGUGGAACAAUGAUCAGAGCCAACUCUGCUACAAUUGCAGUUCCUGCAAGGCUGGUUUGUUGGGGAAUCUGAGAAAGGAAUGGAGGAAAGCCAAUAUAAUCCUCAUUGUCGCAGUUGUGGUGCUCAUUUGGGUUUAUCUUAUAGCCUGCAGUGCCUUCAGAAAUGCCCAAACUGAAGACCUCUUCCGCCGUUACAAACAGGGUUGGACUUGAAAUACACCUGUUGCCAAACCCAAACACACAUCGUUCCCACUUUAAUAGUGAUGGUUUUUUUUGUCUUUCUUUCUCUUGCGUGGUUUCUCUUAUCUUCUGUCGUACCUCUGUGUCAGUUUUCGUCAGUGUUUAGUGUAUAUUCCUUUGUUCUUUCUUAUCUAGAAUGUAUGGCCAAACAAAUAAGCCACUAGUUUUUUCAGAUACGCAUGAGACUAGAAUCUCAAUUAUAUCAGCCAUAUGCCUAUUGAUUUGAGUACCAGAUUCUUCCA
This is a messenger RNA of Tripterygium wilfordii, 1265 nucleotides long. RefSeq names its product tetraspanin-2. Gene Ontology annotation, biological process: auxin-activated signaling pathway. The transcript has 2 exons. Bases 187 to 996 code for a protein of 269 amino acids. Lineage: Eukaryota; Viridiplantae; Streptophyta; Magnoliopsida; Celastrales; Celastraceae. The record is from RefSeq and is a predicted model, not a curated record. Gene Ontology annotation, cellular component: plasma membrane; plasmodesma.